AAACGCGAAAAGAAAAAAUAUCAAAAGAAUCGGUCUGGCUUGCAUUCCCGUUCUCGCGAUGUCGUCCAAGUUCUCGUCGAAGUCACCGUUGUUCGUUCCUUGUUUCUAGUUUUGUGCUUUCGAUUAAUGUGAAACUGUUCGUUUUGUUGUUUUACGUGGUCAUCCUUCCUCACAAGCGGCCACGAUCGAGUCCGUCUCUUGUUGCUCGUGCUUUAUGUUCUUCUAGCCAGUACCGAAUCUUCGCCUCCGUUCUUGAUCAAAGCAGCAGCCCCCGAUCGAACCCCGUCGGAGAAGACGGGGAAGGAGAACACAAAUCGAAGUGUGCGGUGACGGCGGGUGAUGAAAAUCAGAACCACCGAGCCGGAGGGCACCUCCGCCUGCUGCCGUCUUACGCCCACUCGCCGAACGCAGCGGAUCUGCAGUUCAUCGACACUCCCAUCGCCCGCUACGGUCCCGUUUGCUGAGUUCGAGAGAAAACCCAUCGCCCAGCAGUCUUAACGAGACUGAUUCAUCGUUUUAUGUUGUUCGGCAAUCUGUUCCGGUGUUAUCGCGCUAUCGUGUGCCGCCGCGUCGCGCUUGGGUUGUUUUGGGUGUUCCCACGCAAUCAGAAUCUGUAGCCGAUAUCACCCGGGUGUCGGUAUCUGUCCCUCGGUACGCCGCCUACGCCUCUAUCGUCACCGCACUUCUGGUUAUCAGUGCAACCCCUAACCGUCCAGCUGAGGGGAAGUUCCAAAGGGAAUCUGCAACGGAGAAGUGUCCGCGGCGGUGGUGAAAUCCCUUUACAGCGGCCUUUGUUCCUACUACCCCCCAUCGAAGUGCCUCUCGAGAGUGUAGGUGAUAAAUAAGAAUUCUUGGAAAACGGGUCGUUCUCCGGGGCGCGCGCGCGUGUGUUCCGUUCAAGGCGACAAUGAUACGAGAGCGAUCAGCGCAUUGACACAAUCCAUCAAUAACGGAUCGCGAAAACUACAAAGGCGCAAAGGCGCUUAUUCGCCGCUAACCUUUGCAUAGAAAACGACUCGCGAUAUUGAUAAGCAAUAAUAGGAGCAUUGGAUUCCGUGGAGUGUGUGCAGAUGCACAGUCUGCUGCGAUCGCCCUGAAACAAUAAACGGCGGGUGCGACAUCCUGGCAACCAGAUGGCGACGAUGAACAAGGAGGUCUACCAUGAGGGCUGGCUCAUCAAGUCACCACCGACGAAGCGAAUCUGGCGUGCGCGAUGGCGCAGACGAUGGUUUACGCUGAAGCAGAGUGACGUGCCGGGCCAGUUCUUUCUUGAGUACUACACCGAUCGCAAUUGUCGUAAGCUAAAGGGUACGAUCGAUCUCGAUCAGUGCGAGCAGGUCGAUGCCGGGUUGCGGCUCGAUCGGGAGAAGGAAAAGUACGCCCACAUGUUCGACGUGAAGACACCGACCCGUACCUACUAUCUCGCCGCCGAAACCGAGGACGAUAUGCGAGGAUGGGUGAACUGUAUCUGCCAGGUGUGCAACCUGCAGGAAACGCAAAGCGUCAACGAUCGUCCGUAUUACAAUAUCGGUGCGAUCAACAUGAACGAAGCUGUCAAUAUGGCAGUUGAAACGAGGGCACCGGUAAAGUCGAAUGCCGGACCUGGGACUAAUACGACGGAGACGGACGUUUCCAAUGAAACCGAAACGACCAUUCUGAAUCAUUCGAUGGUGGUUGCGAGUGGGGCAGCAGAGCAGCAACAGCAGCAGCAGCAACAUAGCCGCAGCUACAGCAACAAUCCAUACGGAACGUACCAGAAUGAGGAGAUGAUGGGUUUGAGAUCGACGACCAAUGGCGAAUACAGCAACCGCGAGACGAUCAUCUGUGAGGCGAAGCUGCACACGCAGCAGCAUGCAGCGGCCGAAGCAUACUCGAACCUGGACGUCAUCAUCGAACGCUCCCAGUCACUACGUGGUAAACCGAAUGGACAUGCUGGUGCAUCUGGAGCAGGUGCAAGUGGAACUAAUCACGCAGCCACCGGCAGUGGCACGCUCGUGAACCAUAUGCGUACGCAAUCGCUCAACAUUGAACAGCGUGGCACACGUAAAAUCCCGGAGAAUCUGAAGCUUACCGAACGCUCACCAUCAACCAGUGCGUUCGACAGUGGCCCGGAGCAACCGUCACCGGCACUCAGCACCUCCUCGGGACCGUACAUCCCGAUCAGUGAGUGCUACUCGGGCAGUCCGGUAACCCCACUGAACUCGCUUGAUCCUCGUUUCUACGAAACACCCCGUAGUCAUGCCAACGUAGGCUUCAAUCUGAACGUUAGCAACGAACAACCGUACUCACCGAAGCGCAGUAACGUGGGCCACCAGACAGGGGCCGGCCCAUCGUCACUCGCCAUGGCUCGGGCACCGGGGGUUGUGCCCGGAAGCGGAAAAUCCAGUCCGUCCGAUUCCGAAAGUGUCUUUACGGAUGACGAAUGGACGGCACCGGUGGUUAAUGGAGGUGCCACCGUUGGGGCUAGUGCCGGUUCCGGUGUGAUGAUUCGCGGUACAUCGAACGGUGUAUCGACGAUCGAUCGUAAUACGCGACCCUCGGAUAGUUCGAUCGAGAAUGAUGCCGUCGGUUGGACGUACGUACAGCGGUUCUCCAAGGUACCGAAUGCACCGGAGGACAAGCAGCCCCAGCAGUCCCAACAGCAGCAGCAGCAGCAGCAGCAACAACAGCAAACAAAAGGUGCCUCUAGUGGUGGCAAUGGAACGACAAUCAAAGCUGCUGUCAGUGCUCCACCAAGACCACCGAAACGGGCGAGCAUGAACCUGGAUGGCAUCGAGAAAAGCAAAGAUUUCAUCUCAUCCGACACGGAGAACGUUUCGCCGGCCAUCAUGGGUCCAAAGGAUGCCAGUUCGUGUAUUGAAGAGUUCUACGACAUCCCACGCUCCCAUCAGCAUCCAUACACCGGGAGCAGUAUGCAUCUGGACGGUGAUCUGCUGUCACCGCUUAGCCACUGCGAUCUGGUCGCAUCCAGCACGCCCAAUCUGAUCAGUGAGUUUGGUGGAAGCGUCUGUGGCACGUUGGGCCGCAAUCCACGGCCACACUGCUACACGAAUGCCGCUCCAACCAAGGUGGAGGGCAACGUGUUCCGUUUCGAUUUCAGCGAGCAGCCCGAUGCUCCGGCCAUCAAUCGUCGUCUCAAACCACGAGGUUGCUCGUCGAUGGAUAUCACAAAAUCAAUCGAAUCGAUCACCCAAGGUGUGAAGCAGCUCGGUAGUAGUAGCCAAGCUAGUAAUGUUCCACCGACAACGCCCGGUGCCACUGGUCCAUCGCAAGCGGUAGCGCCGAUGGCGAAGAGUCCACCAACGAUCGAUCGCACCCGGAAGCCUGCCACACCAAACAUCGGCUCGUUGCGUCGCAAGGGAGGACCAGUCGUUUCGCUGAACCUCGCCUCUGGCCAAUCGACGGAGAGCACUUACGGUAACACCACCCAACACGAUAUGUCGUCGCAAGUGCAACUGGUGAGCAUCUCACCAAGAGCACCGCCUGGUAAGAACGAAGAUCGUCUUCAGUAUCUGGAUCUCGACCAUUCGAACAGUCCCCAGAAGAACCAUGGCAACAGCAAUAAUGGAUCUGGUUCGGGAGGAGUGAUGACGCAUGGUAACGAUGCCAAAUCGUCGGCAAGCGGCAAGCAGAAUGAUGCCGGUAGUGGUGUAGGUGUCCACACUCAUAAUACUGGUAGCGGCGCAGGAGCUAGUGCUUCCGCUGGUGGCAGCACACGAUCCCUCGAGAUACCGAAAGCGCCGGUUCCCCUUCUUUCCAACCGCACACCGUACACGACGGUGGACUUCGUGAAGACCGAUGCUUUCAAUCGUAUUCGUGCCGACUCGGAGCUGACCCGUUCGCAGCAACCGCGCCAAAAGGAUCCUUCGACUUGAGGCGGCAGCGAACCAAGCCGCCUUGCUAAGUGCAAUUACUGCAAAGUCUGCCUUAUCAUCGUCUCCAUUAGCAACAACACCAAACAGCUUUGUUCAUACCCUGUUAAAACUCUUCCAUCUGCCUUGCCUGUGCCUUGUUUGUUGAGGUGAUUUGGAGAGAGUGACCAUUCCCGCAGCUUUUUAAUAGCAGCAGUAACAGCAACAAGUAGCAAGAGAGGUGCUACGAGCACAUGAUACACACUAUCCUGUGAUUACGCGAGCGAGGAUGAGGUUACGCACAACGAGCACACGAAGCAGCAUUUGAUCGAAACUUAAAGCUUCCAAAGUAGUAGCGUACCAGCGUACGUUGUUUCCAUGUUUAGCGGUAGUAGAUAGAACACUCGAAAACUUUUCUAUUUUAAUCUUUGUCUAACAUUUAAUGUCCUAAGCUAUCCAUUUUACUCUCGUAGCGAACGUAUCCGUGUACGGCACACGGACGAAAUCCUUCCGUUAGCAUUUCACUCUAUACGAACAGCUUUUACGGUUCUAGCUUUUAAACGAUUUAUCUCGAAUGAUUGUACACUUUCGAAUGUAUUCUUUUUUAGUUUUUAAGAAACGCUCUAGCAACAGAACGAACACAGAUACAGGCAGAGGGACAAGCAAAACGCCACUGUAUAUCGUAUUCCAUUACUACUCACCAGCAUCAGCUGAUCGCGAUUUGAUUUGUUCUGUGCGAUGCCGCAUGAUCGUGGUAGAGUAAACAGAGGGCCUAGGCUUAAUGCAGCAUUUGUUCUAUAUACGCACAAGACUAAACGCACAAAAAAAUAUUAAAAUAAAACACAGAACUGGCUGGCUGAAGUGGCUGAAACAUUGUCAUCUCUCCUUGUUUUUCAGGGAAGCCACGAUCACCGUGAAU
This is a messenger RNA of Anopheles darlingi, 4770 nucleotides long. RefSeq names its product protein daughter of sevenless (gene dos). The transcript has 8 exons. The record is from RefSeq and is a predicted model, not a curated record. Lineage: Eukaryota; Metazoa; Arthropoda; Insecta; Diptera; Culicidae. Bases 1134 to 3875 code for a protein of 913 amino acids.